CCUCCUGUCCCUGUGGGGGCGAUAAUGCGCCAGUGAGCUGUUUGGCAAACGCCAGAAAGUAAAAUAAGACCAAGUGAGCGAAACUCAAACAGAGACUUGGUAUGUACUGUACAUUAACGAACGUAAGAAGGAUUUUUCUUUAUUUUCCGUGUGUUCUCGUUUAAACAUUUAGAGAAUAGCGUGCUUAAAACAGUCGGCCUAAACAAGAAGACAUUUUUAGCUGUGAGUUAGCAGCACUUUACGUUAGCCUGUUUGGCGAGGCUAGCAAUGAGUGCUAGCCGUUUUAUAGCUUCGACAAAGGGCAGAAACAAAUCUUCAGUCAGCCAGAGCAGGGAGAACCGAGCCUCGAGAGCUAAUGAGGUGCUGGCUGAGAGGAACCAGGCGGUGGUGGCGGUGGGAGCCUGGGUGGAGGACGGACAAGACUUUCUGGAGCACCCGUCUGCUCUUGCUUUGUUAACUGAGGAACUCCAGGCAGAAAGGAGGAGGGAGAAUGAAGAGAGCCUUCGACGAUUUCAAGAUGAAGUACGCCACCGUGUGGCACAGCGAGCCCAAGUCUUCAAGAAGGGACAGCAGCCUCAGGCAAAAGCAAUGGUGAACCGUGACAGGAGAAUCCCCCAACAACAGUGUCGAGUCUGGACCCAGCAUGUGUCGUCUGGUGUGAAGAUGAUGUCUGAGAGAGGUGCUGCACAACAGAGGGUGAUGGAAAGGAGCUCUCAGGAGGCUAGUGAAGGCAUGAGGCAGGUCAGACUCAGGCUGGCUGCCUGUCGGAUGAUCCCGCAUGGGGAAAUGGCGUCAGAGCUUCCUGGAGGCAAAUGGAAUAUCUCUCCAACCAGACAUGGUAUAAGAACAAUCGUUUUCCUCUGCACGCAACAGAAAGCUGAAUCUCACGUGCUGAGAGCAGAGCAGGAAGAGGAGGAGGGAGACAAUAAUUUCUUCACCAGUCAACAUGAAUGUCCCCUCGUUCAACAGAAGGUGAGUGGAGGUGUGUUGUGGGAUACUGACAAAUCACAGUCUGAUCCUGGCUUCAAGUCCAACCUCAGAGUCCCACAGGUCCUGUGGCCUUUGGCUGACCAAGAGGAACUGAAAAGACAGCGUCAGUCUCAUUUUCUGAUGCACCGUCGUCAGUUCAUGAACACUGAGAGAGAGCAAGUGAAGGAGAACAAACAGCACAGGAAACACCUGAAGAGAACGGCAAGGAUCAAAGCAGAGAAAGAACAGAUUCGUCUGGAAGAAGAGAGAAAGUUUGAGAGAGUUCGGCAGCUCGCAGAGGCCAGACAGAAGUUGGAGGAGAGAGAGCUGCUGAUUUUGGAAAGACUGAAGCUUGAGGAGGAGGAGAGAGCUGGGGAGGUGCAGAGGAGAAAAGAGGAGAAACGGAAAGUAGCUGCAAGGUUCAUUGAGGCCCUAAGAGCUCAGAUGAAAGAGCGACUGUCUCAGGAGAAACUGGAGCUCCCUCCUCUCUGCUGGUGUGCGUCCUCUUUCUGGGACUCCCACCCCGACACCUGUGCUAACAACUGUGUCUUCCACAACAAUCCUAAAGCGUAUGCCCAGGCUUUACAUUCAACAAUGUUGAGUUUGGAUUUACGCUAGAGGAAGCUGGUGAACUGCAGUGGAAAUUGCCUGGAAGAAAUGGGCUCCUCCUCUGUCCAUCCAGAAGUGAGAGAGGUCGAGGGUAGUGUUCAGCCUCCACAUUGAAAUAUGAAAAAACAAUUAAUAGAUGGAUUGCCAUGAAAUUUUGAAGAGGAUAUUCCUGUUUUACACAAGUUGGAUACAAAUGACUUUGGUGAUCCACUGAUCUGUCAUUUUUAAUGAAACCAGCAGGCUCAAUUUUCACUUAUCUUGUGAAAUAUCUCAACAUCUACCAGAUGGAUUGACAGGAAACCUGCAUCUAGCACUGUCAUCAGGUUAAA
Molecule: messenger RNA, 1907 nt
Organism: Xiphias gladius (swordfish)
Lineage: Eukaryota; Metazoa; Chordata; Actinopteri; Istiophoriformes; Xiphiidae
Gene: ccdc15
Product: coiled-coil domain containing 15
Exons: 10
Coding region: 268-1587 (439 amino acids)
Cellular component (GO): centrosome
Source: RefSeq, a predicted model, not a curated record